CUUGUUCCAGGCGACAUGGAGGACGACUCACUCUACUUGGGAGGUGAGUGGCAGUUCAACCACUUUUCGAAACUCACAUCUUCUCGGCCAGAUGCCGCUUUUGCUGAAAUCCAGCGGACUUCUCUCUCUGAGAAGUCACCACUCUCAUCUGAGACCCGUGUCGACCUCUGUGAUGAUUUGGCUCCUGUGGCAAGACAGCUUGCUCCCAGAGAGAAGCUUCCUCUGAGUAGCAGGAGACCUGCUGCGGUGGGGGCUGGGCUCCAGAAUAUGGGAAAUACCUGCUACGUGAACGCUUCCCUGCAGUGCCUGACAUACACACCACCCCUUGCCAACUACAUGCUGUCCCGGGAGCACUCUCAAACGUGUCAUCGUCACAAGGGCUGCAUGCUCUGUACUAUGCAAGCUCACGUCACACGGGCCCUCUACCGUCCUGGCCAUGUCAUCCAGCCCUCACAGGCAUUGGCUGCGGGCUUCCAUAGAGGCAAGCAAGAAGAUGCCCACGAAUUUCUCAUGUUCGCUGUGGAUGCCAUGAAAAAGGCAUGCCUUCCCGGGCACAAGCAGGUAGAUCAUCACUCCAACGACACCACCCUCAUCCACCAAAUAUUUGGAGGCUACUGGAGAUCUCAAAUCAAGUGUCUCCACUGCCACGGCAUUUCAGACACCUUUGACCCUUACCUGGACAUCGCCCUGGAUAUCCAGGCAGCUCAGAGUGUCAAGCAAGCUUUGGAACAGUUGGUGAAGCCCGAAGAACUCAAUGGAGAGAAUGCCUAUCAGUGUGGUCUUUGUCUCCAGAAGGCGCCUGCCUCCAAGACGUUAACUUUACACACUUCUGCCAAGGUCCUCAUUCUUGUAUUGAAGAGAUUCUCCGAUGUCACAGGCAACAAACUUGCCAAGAAUGUGCAAUAUCCUGAGUGCCUUGACAUGCAGCCAUACAUGUCUCAGCAGAACACAGGACCUCUUGUCUAUGUCCUCUAUGCUGUGCUGGUCCACGCUGGGUGGAGUUGUCACAGCGGACAUUACUUGUCUUAUGUCAAAGCUCAAGAAGGCCAGUGGUAUAAAAUGGAUGAUGCCGAGGUCACUGCCUCUGGCAUCACCUCUGUCCUGAGUCAACAGGCCUAUGUCCUCUUUUACAUCCAGAAGAGUGAAUGGGAAAGACACAGUGAGAGUGUGUCAAGAGGCAGGGAAACAAGAGCCCUUGGCGCUGAAGACACAGACAGGCGAGCAACGCAAGGAGAGCUCAAGAGAGACCACCCCUGCCUCCAGGUACCCGAGUUGGACGAGCACUUGGUGGAAAGAGCCACUCAGGAAAGCACCUUAGACCACUGGAAAUUCCUCCAAGAGCAAAACAAAACGAAGCCUGAGUUCAACGUCAGAAAAGUCGAAGGUACCCUGCCUCCCAACGUACUUGUGAUUCAUCAAUCAAAAUACAAGUGUGGGAUGAAAAACCAUCAUCCUGAACAGCAAAGCUCCCUGCUGAACCCCUCUUCCACGACCCCGACAGAUCAGGAGUCCAUGAACACUGGCACACUCGCUUCUCUGCAAGGGAGGACCAGGAGAUCCAAAGGGAAGAACAAACACAGCAAGAGGGCUCUGCUUGUGUGCCAGUGAUCUCAGUGGAAGUGCCGACCCACACGUAGGGGUGCACACACACACACACACACACACACACACACACAAGCGCGCAUAGAAACACACACACACCCACACAAACACGAACACCGUCAAUCCUACGUAAAGUAAUGAGGAGCCCAAGUUUCUGUCUCUACAACAGGGACAACUGC
This is a messenger RNA of Gorilla gorilla gorilla (western lowland gorilla), 1781 nucleotides long. Its product is annotated as ubiquitin carboxyl-terminal hydrolase 17-like protein 22. Gene Ontology annotation, cellular component: cytosol; nucleus. Bases 16 to 1608 code for a protein of 530 amino acids. NCBI's taxonomy places the organism in Eukaryota, Metazoa, Chordata, Mammalia, Primates, Hominidae. Gene Ontology annotation, molecular function: cysteine-type deubiquitinase activity. Gene Ontology annotation, biological process: regulation of apoptotic process; protein deubiquitination. The transcript has a single exon. The record is from RefSeq and is a predicted model, not a curated record.